GCAAACUUUUCUGAAGCGUUCAUGGGGGCUGUCCCGAAGCCCGUCUUGGAGGCUACAAUUGAAGCAGGCUUCGCAGCAUGCAAGCGCUUCUGUGCCCUGCUUUGAUCUCCGUGCAGUUGCUGAUACUUCACCGGCCAGCACUUCCGUCGUUCAGAAGGUCACCUAGAAUUAGUCCUAGCAAAGCCAUGGUCGUGACUCGGGCCAUAUCCAAACCCGAGCCAGCUGAGGGGGCUGGACCUUCUGAGAUGCUCAAUCGAGCUGAGGCAUCUGGCACAGGGCCGGUGGACAAGGAAGCAGCAGACCGCAUCGCACGCAGUUCGCUCUACUUUGAUGUACCAGCCAACAAGCAACCAAUUCUGUACACAUCGAACUACGACAUCACCUUCUUUGGCCUGGAGAAAAUGCACCCAUUCGACUCAACCAAGUGGCGGCGAUGCCAUGCCUUUCUUCUGGAGGGCGGCCAAGUGCGGCGGGAUGAAGUGGUUGAGCCGCAAGAAGCUACCCAAGAGGACCUCCUGGUGGCACACACUCCGGAGUAUUUGGCCAGCCUUCGAACUUCCGUGACUGUGGCGCAAAUCACGGAGCUGGCGUUUGUCGCUCUGCUGCCCAACUGGCUCGUCCAACGGCGGCUGAUGCGGCCGUUCCGGUACCAGACCGGCGGAACGGUCCUCGCCGGAAAGCUUGCGAAGGAGAGGGGGUGGGCGAUCAACAUCGGGGGCGGGUUCCACCAUUGCUGCGGCUACCAGGGCGGGGGCUUCUGCGCGUACGCUGACAUCACGCUCGCCGUCAAGUUCGCGAUGGAAAAGCAAAAGGUCGAGCGGGUGAUGAUUGUGGACCUAGACGCCCACCAAGGAAACGGCCACGAAAGUUGA
Messenger RNA from Klebsormidium nitens, 872 nucleotides. The record is from the annotation of a GenBank genome assembly. Lineage: Eukaryota; Viridiplantae; Streptophyta; Klebsormidiophyceae; Klebsormidiales; Klebsormidiaceae.